Molecule: messenger RNA, 976 nt
Organism: Drosophila grimshawi
Lineage: Eukaryota; Metazoa; Arthropoda; Insecta; Diptera; Drosophilidae
Product: transmembrane protein 192
Exons: 4
Coding region: 128-904 (258 amino acids)
Cellular component (GO): late endosome; lysosomal membrane
Source: RefSeq, a predicted model, not a curated record
CAACGAUCUGGCAACGCUAGUUGAGUGUCAGUCCCAAAAGCGCAUCGACAACAAACGGGAAGCUACACGAAUUUUUCUAAGGUGUUGCGCAGUUGGGGACCAGAACGAAAAAGAAACCAGAAGAACAAUGAACAGCGAGGCAACUGGGGCAGCUAUACAGACUGGUGGAUCAGUCCACAACCAAGACACAGAUGAAUUGCUCGAUCCCGUUCUGGUGUCAGACAACAAUGGCCCAUAUAAAUUGAAAACGGUGCCCGCAUUUAGCAUUCACUUGCUUAUCUCGACGGUUAUUUCAAGUGUAGGCAUUGGGCUGGCGGUUGGCUUUCCUGCGGAUCGACGAUGUGAGGCGUACUUUAUAAUGCUCUACUUGCGCGCCACAUUCUGGGUGAUUACAUUUCUGCUCGAUAAGUUUACCAAGAAGCAACACGAUGAUUUACGCUUGAAUGGCUAUCAUGAUUUUCAUCGCGAGACGAAGAAGCAAACGGAUGUUCCUCUGCAAGUUGUUUCACUGUGGAAUUCGGCUCUGCUGGCCGUACAAGCGGCCAUCCAUCACUAUUAUGGCGAUGGGUUUGGGACGCAUUGCGCCGAAGGCUGGCUCUCGCCCAUUACUUACGUCACGGUUUUUAAUGUGGCCGAGAAUUUGGUGCUCACCGCCAGCCAUAGCUUCUAUAUAAACAAGGUGCGUAAAUUCAACAAGGCCAAGCUGUCGCCGGAUGUUUUACGUGGCGACAAUCGUGCCACUGGCUCCUUGGGCCUCAUGCAGCCUGGCGGCGAUACGGCCGAGCUGCUCGAGAAGCAAGCGGAUCUGAUUGCCUACUUGCGGGAUCACACCCACAAGCUGAACCAGAAGCUGCACCAGAUGCAGACGAGUGUGCGUCCAGUGAAUGUGCCGCAAAUUCCUUAAGGAUAUCAGGGGACAUGCAAUACGUAUUCCUUAGCAUCCUCAUCCUACAUUAAAUAUGCACAUCAACACAUA